Abrus precatorius (Indian licorice) is the source of this 3518-nucleotide messenger RNA. Its product is annotated as zinc finger CCCH domain-containing protein 13. The record is from RefSeq and is a predicted model, not a curated record. The transcript is spliced from 13 exons. Gene Ontology annotation, molecular function: metal ion binding. Lineage: Eukaryota; Viridiplantae; Streptophyta; Magnoliopsida; Fabales; Fabaceae. The coding region runs from base 2094 to 3314 and encodes 406 amino acids.
AAGAAAGAGAACAGUGAGAUUGAGAAAAGGGGUGAGUCGGGUCAAGUCGUUGCUGAAGGACCAUUUCUGGUCGACCUUCCGAAACUGCUUCAGUUCACACUGUGAAGUCCUACAUCGCACACUUUUCUAUUCAAUCUUCAACUUCAAGCAUCGACACUGUUGGCACAAUGUUGGGAAAUUUUGGAUUUAGGGUUACGUCUUCUUCGCCUUAGGAAUUGAAGGAUAUUAUUGAUUAUUCUCUAUAGAAUCAUUGGCACACGGUAUAGUUGAAGAUGGUUGAACGAAAGCAGUUCAAGACCAAGUUAUGUGUGCUGUAUCAGAGAGGUCGCUGCACGCGCCAUAAUUGCUCCUUUGCGCAUGGGAGUGCCGAGCUCCGACGAUUCCCUGCUUCAUACAGUGGUGAGUGAGACACUUUAUUAUGUGUUGAUGUUAGUUGAGGGAUGUUUGAUGGGUGGUUGAUGCAUUGGAAGCAAGGCUACUGUGAUGGGUUACUUUGGGGUUUUGAGUAACAGUGCCUUAGACAAGUGCAUGGCUGGUUGGGUAUGGUAAAAAACUUUCACGAGUAAAGGAAGAUGCCUCUUUAUGUUUGAAGGUGUCAAGCUCUUUUAUUUGAGUAGAACUUUAUGACCUAUGAAAUUACAUGGAAAAGAAAGAAAUGAUGGAUGAAUUGGUCUUUCUGCCAUUAGUUACUCAUUAAAUAUCAGAGUUUUUUAAAACUUAAGGUUUUGUUUUGCAAUUUUUGUUGCUUGGAGUCUGCCUUGAAAAUAUAAGGUUUAACUAUAAAGAGUGGAUGGUUAUGCAUUACAGAAAUUUUGAGAAUGUUUAAUACUGCCUCUGAUGUUGUCAUAUCCAUCACCUUAUCAUCAUUUUCCUCCUCUGGUCAUUAUUUUCUUCAUGAUAUAUUAGCAUGGUUUGUAGUAGUUCAUCUAUUUAUAAAUAAUCUUUUUGCCACUAUUUGAUUGACUCUAUCUAUUCCAGCAAUGUGCUAACAUAGUUAUCACACAUAGUGGCCAGCGCCAAAAAUGCUACAGUGGGAUGACAGCUAUUUAGGAAUUUUAUAUACAAAUUAAAUAACUUAUACUAUAUAUGAAUGCUAAAAUAUUUAAAAGAAAAACUAAAAAUCUGUGACAUACUGAAAUAGAUUAUAGACUAUUCUGAAAUAGAAAAGUGUGAGGAAAUAAAUUUGUAAAUUAUUUAGAGACAUGUUUCCACUUUCACAGCAUUCCUGUAAACUAUUUAUUUAUGUCCCAAGCUUGUUUUAUUGACACUGUUAUUCCAUUUGUUUAGCUGAAUACCAUAUUCUUAAGACUCUGAGGGACAUGGAUACUUAACUGAUAGACUGGUCCAUAUGUCCAUUGAUUCUGUGUAAGCAGACAGAAGCUUAAAUAUGCAAUAACAAAUGGCAUGCGGGAUUAAUAUGAGAUUAAUUUAUUCAAUGAUAGGAGAUCUGAUCACAUUAUCUUGUUGAGACUGUUGUAUUUCCAGCAGUAUGGAUAUUUCAUUUUAGAUGAUGGACUCUUCAGAAGGAUUCUGGUGAUUGGUUUAUCUUAAAGGCAAUGCUGGUGUUGUUCAUGAAAUUGUAUUUUAUUGGCUCUGUUUUUUUAUCCUUCAUUCCAUGAAUCUGUGGAACUACAGUAUUUCCUGAGGAUCAUGAUUAGGCUUAUGUGGAUAUGUCUGCUAGCAUCAUAUUCUGAUCAGAAGCAACUAAAGCAAGUUCAGCAAGUUUCCCAAUCAUUUCAUAUAAAAAUUCCACUGCUUGAGUUUAUGGAGCUUAUGCUAUUCCUUUUUGCUGAUUCUUCUGGAUAUGAUAUGGCUACAUGGACAAAGGCAAAAUGGGAUUAUUAGUGUGAAUAUGAUGUCAGGAGAAAUCAAAUCUGAUAGCUAAUGGGUGGCUUUUUAUUUCUUAAGCAUCUUGGAUAUAUCUCUGCAUUUGAGAUUGUAUUUUAAUCUUACUUCUCAACAAGUUGGGGAUGUGAAAUGUUCUUAUUCCAUUGCUACCUUGAUUACACUUCAAAGCAUAAGCUACAUAUGUGGGUUUUACUAUAUCUGUCAUAAUAUGAGGGUGCUAGUUUCUAUCACGUUUUUGCUCUUACAUGGGAGGCACUAUUACUAUUCAAUAUUAUGUUUCUCUUGUUAUUCCUGUUAAUGGGAGGAGAGACUAUUUAGGUGAUGACUUGAGGGACAAACUUGACAGGAGGCAUUUAUCACGUCGAAGGUACUCACCAGCUCGAGAUGCAAGAGGACACCAGACCAUUCGUGACUACAGUCCUUCAAGGUCUUUGGAGAAAAAAAGUGACAGAAGACGUAGGAGAAAACAGGGCAUUACUGGCCAAAGUGAUAUUUCUGAAAAUUUGAGAGUCUCAGAUAGAAUUCGAGAUCGAGUUCAAGAAGGAAAAUUGCUUUCCUCUGGUUCUAGAAAUACACUUGAGGAGCAGCUGAAAAAAGUGUAUUCAGAUAUCAACACUCUUGAGAAUCGAAAAUUCCAGCUAGCGGUCUACCUUGAUGAGAGUGUUCAAGAGGCGGAUAGUCUUAAUUCUAGAAUUCAGGAACUUGAGGCUCAAUUAUGCAGAGAGGAUGAGGAGUGUAAAAGAAUCACUUCAAGGAUAAGGAAAUUUGUUAGAGUGCACAAUCAUAUCUCACUGUUACAAGAUGACUUGAAGAGGUCACAAGUCCGACUUCAAAGGUUCGGAGAUCAGCUUGUCUCAGACAUUUCUAGAGUUGGUGCCAAUGAAGAAGAUUUAAGCAUUGAUAUUGUAAGCAAUGGUGAAAAUACUGGUCUUCCUCCAAUUGUCAAACAUAAUGUGGAACACAAUGAUACAUCUUCCCACAGAAAAAGGCUGCAUGUAGAACGAGAUGCUUUGGAAGAGUUACAACAAGAUAAAUCAAAAGAUGGGCAUUUGGUUGAGACAGCAAGAACUAGGAAGCGUUCUCGCUGGAAUAUAUCUGAUCAAUUGAAUAGCAAGGGUAAUGAGGGCCCACACAGUGGAACUGAAGUUGCUAGACCACUAGAUCUUGUAGGCAAGCACAAGAGAGGAUUGAAGGAAUCUAGGAUUGAAGUUCCAUCAACCAGCAUGGCAGCUCAUGUGGUUGAUGAGGAAGUUGAGAUUGAACUUGACGACAGAACUAAUAUCAAUGAAACUGCAAAUACGGAAAAUGAGAAUGGAGUGGCAAAUAAGGUGAAGGUAGCUCCACUUAUGCUUCCCCUGGCUUUGAUUCCUCGCAGCAAUUAUUCGCAGUACGAGGGUAACGACGAGAAUGUUGAUGUGGAUGGUCUUGACGAAGAUGCAGCAGGGGCACAUGUGGACAUAAUGUAGUUAAUAUCGGCUAUUUCUAACUUUUUCUUUUGGUUUGGUGGCUCGAAGUUAGUUUGUUGAAAGCGUUAAUAACUUGAACAGGAGUAUUUUCAAAUAGAGGGAUAGUAUGCAAAAUAGUAGCACAAGAAACAAAAACAAAAGACUUGCAAGGAUCUAAGGAUACAUUUAUAUUUGUGGAUAUAAAUUUCAUAGCAUUCAUAAAAA